UUCGUCAUAAAAAAAACCCUUAAAUCCCCCACCCUCACAUUUCUCUCUCAACUCUGUCGCCUGUCCCCUCCCGUCCCCCUCUCCCCCUCUUCGAAUCUCAACCUCUCCCUCUGGUUCCGCGCUCCGCCAAUCAUCCUUGAGGCUGUCAAAGUCGUUGUUGCGUCGGCUGGGCCUGGUUGCCUCUUCGCCCUUCUCCGCCGCUUCCUCUGGUCCUCGUCGCUGUUUCCGCUGUCCAGUGCUGCCGUCCAGUGCUCCUCGCUUCUGGUCCUAUUCCUAAAUCACGCUGUCGCUGCUCCUUGCCGCGUCCUCAGUCACUGCAGGGUUUCUGAUUUGUGAGUGUCGCAGUCUCUCUUUUGUACCAUUUUUGUGCAUCAUGGCUUCCAAUGUCCAUCAUCCAAAGAAGGAAGACUUUGACGAAUCACCAUUGAAGAAAUCAAAGAUUGAGGAUGGCUUCCUCGACGAAGGGUCUGCUAAGGAACCAAAGGCUGAAGAUAAAGACAACAAAGAAUGGAUUGAUUAUUCGGAUGAAUACAAACGGGAAUUGCUAAAAAAAUACAAAGAGGAUUUUGCAGCAAGCGAGGGUUUUGAACACGACUAUUGGCCCGCGCGAAUGACUUGUCCCUCGACAUGGGAUUGGCUUACUGUUGGUGAACGCAUCCAUCUGGGUGAUGAUAUUAUGUGCACGGAAUGGGUCAAUGAUGCCCUUGACUUUGCUGUUAGGAAAGAGAAUGAAAAGGGGGCAAAUCUCGAAGUCGUUAAGGCUAUUAUAGCAACCACUUUUCAACCUUUUCUGUAUUACAUAACUUUUGAAGCUAAAGACUUGACUACGAAGGAAACUAAAGAAUAUCAAACUAGGGUCGUUUGGGAUCCAUUUACCCGUUCUGACGCUGAUGCUGAUGUUGAGAUUUUCAGGCUUAGAAAAGAUAAAAAAGAGGAGUCGCUAGUCCCCUGAUUGCCACAACAGGCUCUGCUAAUCUGUCAUCAUCAUGUAGAUUACACAUCAACCAUUGCAAAGAAAAAGAAGCCACAGUUUGUAGAUGUCACAUAAAUAAAUUGGUGGAAGGUUGAGUACCGAGUAUAUCGAUGGUAGUAUGUUAGUGUGUUGGCUUUGCUUCAAGUAAUCGCUGAUUUUUGGAUCUUCAUCAACUGUUUAGGCUUGUUUGAUGCUGUCUCCGGAUAGUGUUUUGUUGUGGAUGUUCUUAAAGUUAGAUGUCUUUUUUUUUUUUCCAAGAUUUUUUUGCCUCUAUUGAGAGUGGUACCUAAACGUGUCUUGGAAAGAAAAUGACAAUAAAUGCUAAAAGAUCUGUUAAGGCUGUACCAAUUUGAUUAGCUAGUUUCUUCCUUUUUUGAACAUUUUUUGUUUCAGAUUUGAAGAUAGAUGCACGUUUCCAAAAUAUGUUGAUUGAUAAUUGCUUGUGCGUGGAAUUCAAAUUUACUUCUAAAGAUUAUUUUAGCAGUAAUUAAUGGUUUUAUUGCGUGUGUAUUAGUAUACUUAUUUGCUAAUUAAUAUAUUUGAUAAAUAUUAAUGUUUUGCCCAUCUCUUGUUAGUCAUAAGAGCCGAAGGAAUUAGUUAACAAGCUUGGGAGGAGUUUUGUUUCUUCGUUCUGUAAGCAUGCUUCGAAAAGA
Messenger RNA from Manihot esculenta (cassava), 1626 nucleotides. RefSeq lists its product as uncharacterized. Lineage: Eukaryota; Viridiplantae; Streptophyta; Magnoliopsida; Malpighiales; Euphorbiaceae. The transcript has 5 exons. Gene Ontology annotation, molecular function: cysteine-type endopeptidase inhibitor activity. The coding region runs from base 374 to 952 and encodes 192 amino acids. The record is from RefSeq and is a predicted model, not a curated record.